CUCUCUCUCUCUCCUUCUUCUCCCUUUCUCGAUGCGAUGUGUAUUGUGCUGGCUGGUAGGUAGUAUAUUCAGCAUCUUACACUACCUCGAGCACCCGCCGACGGUGAGGGAAAUAGACGCUCGGGACGCUUCUGCGGCGAACGCCAUCUCAACGUGGGAAGCGCGCCGACUUCCAGCCCAAAGAGUACGGGCUUGACGGGCUGAGGUUAAGUCCCAACCGCGCCCCGGCUUACCAUUCUGAGCACACGCAGCAGAGAGUUGGUUAGAAAGUUGCCGUC
Molecule: messenger RNA, 278 nt
Organism: Colletotrichum phormii
Lineage: Eukaryota; Fungi; Ascomycota; Sordariomycetes; Glomerellales; Glomerellaceae
Exons: 2
Coding region: 32-196 (54 amino acids)
Source: RefSeq, a predicted model, not a curated record